Molecule: messenger RNA, 3129 nt
Organism: Coprinopsis cinerea okayama7#130
Lineage: Eukaryota; Fungi; Basidiomycota; Agaricomycetes; Agaricales; Psathyrellaceae
Exons: 2
Coding region: 1-3129 (1042 amino acids)
Source: RefSeq, a predicted model, not a curated record
AUGCACAGUGUGCAGCAGCAGCAGCAACGAGAGACGUCUCGAUCGCCGUCGCUUCGCGAGCGACCGCGGAAUAUGAAGACACAGUCCAUGCCCAUGGUACCGUCUGCACAGCAGAUCUAUGCUGCAAAUACCGGUGGUGUGCACCCACCGCUCGUGCAGCAACAGUCAAGUCCAACCAUCCCUGCCACAGGCAUGCCUGCGCGCAUGCUCCCAAUCCCGCCAGAUCAGCAGCAACAUCCAAAUGGACAAGGAAAUCACGAUGAUAUUCCAGAUCGUCGCCCAUCGUCCUCCCCUGGUCCCCAGUACCCGAUUUCCCAGAACCAUCUCAACACCCACUAUCCUCGACCCCUUCAGCGCCAGCAACCGGCAUUUCUCACGAAAUUUGCUGGGGUGGAGACCGAGCAACAUAUGACAGAAGUUCUUGCGGAUAUUGAAAGGGUAGAUCAGCAACAAUCGCAGAAUCAGUUCGCCUCGAACAAUUCAUAUCCUUCGCCUUAUGUUCAGUCUCGUCGCUCGGAAACCCCUUCGCCACCCAAGGAUCCCAAUGUCGAACGACUCCGAGGUCUGGAGCGCAGUAGUCCCAACCAGCGCCAACCGCGCGAACAAGCUCGUGAAAGCCCCAAAGGCCGCCAACCCACCUCCCCGAGUCUCCCUUCGUAUGGCACUGGAGUCCCGACGCCGGAAAGGCGCGCAUCGCCCGCAGUCAUUGGGGUCGAGCAACAGCAUUCCGCACAGGUCUACUCCAAUUACAACGCACGGGACUCCCCUAACGCUCCUCGAAGGGGUAACACUGUGAUUGUGGCGGACACCCGUGGUUCCUCCUUCACACCCCCACUCGCUUCUGUGGCUCGCACGCCCGAUAGGGAUAGAUCUCUCCCUGUCCAAGAGGAAGCGGAAGAUGAAUUCGCCAUCGCGUCGAAGAACAGGUGGCAGACGAGCGACCAGCAAGCUCAUCACGCUUCUUCACCGACCCCAUCCUCUGACCUCAAUCCAGACGGCAACGCGCAACGAUACGACCACUCUGGUGGACGGGAUAGUCGAGCAGGUCGACCCGGCGAUGAUAGCACGCAACAUGAAGGGAAUGGAAGGUACAGCGAAGAAGACUCUGGUGGGAGCUACACGCCCCGCUCUCCCACUGCGCCUCUGCCACCUCUCGAAUCUUCAAGGCCAAGCGAAAAAUACUAUCAGCCCCAAGCCCCACGUCUGUCGCCUAAAGCUACGAUUAAGGUUAGGACGAGGAAUGGUUCGACUGAUGGUCUGGGGUUGCGGUCCUUGACUCCGUCCGCGUUCGAGAGCCCUUCGUCGACUUUGAUAUCGACAACCUCACAUCAUACCCAAUCCGGUUACUCCGACCAUCGACAACUGCACGACAACCACGGGCAGCGAGGACCUGGUAAUUCGCCCCUCCAGCAAGCGUACCAUAUUCAGGCGCAGCAGCAACAGCAGUACCAACACUCCCACCAACAGCAGUCGCAACAACAGUACCAACAACAUCAGCAGCACCAGCAAUAUCAACAGCCCCAGCACCAACAACAGUCGCAGCACCAGCACUAUCAACAGACCCAGCAGCAGCCACAACAGCAGCAGCAGCAACAGCCCCCGCAACCUCCUCCCAUUCAGACUCAACAGCCCCAACAAUCGCAACAUUAUCGUAACGAUGGGUCCCAAGCUAGCAGUCACCACAAGAGCAAUGGGUACUACGCUCCUCACCCUCAGGUCUACCCAGACGAUUUCCAGAACUACAGCGAAGAUCCUGCUUCCUUCUCGUAUCUUCACGCGUAUCUGGCCUCUCCUCGACCCGAUGCGCCCAUUCCUCCUACCCCGCAUAGCCAAUCGGCCGCACCAUCCCCUUCACCGUUCCCCAAUUACGGGAAGCACAUGCCAUACAGCCCGGUGGCUCCUGUUGGCUCGCCGUACCCAUACCCAUUCACCCACGUCCCUCGCAACCGAAUGGCCGGGCCCAGCCUCUCGCAGUACUCCUCCAAUUACGACCCCAACCACCCCGCCGCCGUCCAAGAGCAGCUCGCGAAGCAAUGGCAAAUCUACCUGCAAAACCAAGUCAACGGCAACAUCACCGACUCGACCUUCUCGCCCGCUGCCACGCCGUUCCAAGGCGCGAACUACAACCCGUUCUCGUUUUUGCAUACGGCGCGGCUGAUGAGGCAGAUGCAGGCGAAGGAUACGAUGAGUAUUAGGUCGAGUCCGAGUCAUGAGCCUGUGCCGUUGCCGCCGCCGCCGAUGUUGGGGAGGAAGAAGAAUAAGUCGAGUGAUUUGAGGAGGCAGGUUACGAUGAGGAAGCCGCCGCCGAGGGUGGAGAGUACUGUGCCGAGGGAUACGACGCCGGAGCCGACGUCGUCUGGGGAGGAGACGGCGGGUGAGGACAAGUAUCAUCAUGCGGCUGAAGGAGAGGGGGAGGAUACACCGGGCCUGGGGAUUCAUGCGUCGACGUCGGGAGUGUGGACGAAGCCGAAGCAGGUGGACGAUGACGACGCGGACGCGGAGGUCCCAAUUCAUAUCGAUGAUGACGAUGACGACUGGAUUGAUGAGGACGACGAGGAUGGAGAGGAUAUGCUCGAUUUCGAGUUCCAUCCCAACUAUGUUAGCAAUUCGGAUAAGCGCCGUCGUCGCUGGGAAGUUGGAUGGGAUGCGUUGGUGCAGGCUUUCCAAAACUUGGAUCGCCAAACCGACGCGACCAUGGUGGUGCUGGCUGCUCCUGCUCACUCAAGCAAACUCUACUCGAUUCGAUCUCGUUCCAUUCGACGGAUUUCGACUCUCUCCAAGUCGACCAACAUGGCCCAGAUGCGCUCCAACUUCAAGCGUCUUGCAACGCAGCGCAAGAACCUGCGCCCCCUCAGGCCCAUGUCGAUCGCGGAGAAAUUGUUGGAGAGCCAGAGCGCUUCUGGUGAUGGGUCCGAUGGAAGCUCGGAAUCUCGCGCUGACGACCUUCGACGUGCGCUCGAGACUGCAUUGGGAAGUUUGAACCUGCUGAACGGGAUGUACGAGAUGCGGGAGACGAGGUGGCAGGAGGAGAUGAAGAGGAUGCAGGAGGACAAGGAGAGGAUGUCGGUCGUCCUUCGACAAGUUCUUGGAGAUUUCCAACAAAACGGUUUUACACCCAGUCUUCCAUGA